AUACUAACCAAGAAAUUUAAAGAAGUUGGUGAACCCCCAUUUCAAUAAAUAAAAAAAAAAAUAACAGCUGUUUCUCUCUUCAACAAGACCAAUCUAGAGAGGCACAACACAAAGUUUGAGUUUUGUUGUUGAAAGUUGUGAAGUUGUAACUCCUCUUUUGGUUUUGUUUGCAUUUGCAGAGAGUUGAGUCUUAAAAUUUUAUUUCAAGUUUAAUUUAAUUUAAAUGGAGUUUAAUUUUAGACGACAAAUUUAACACAACUUUUUGAAGAACAGAAACCAAGUCAAAAGUUGUCUCCUUUUGUUACUGCCGUUGUUGGAUCAAAUCUCAUGUUCUUGAUCUAAGGCGGCUCAAAAUUGUGUCUUUAUGAAUCUUUGUUGGUGAAGAUGGAGCAGCAGCAAAGGCAAUCUCCCAAUGUUCUUAGAGGGUAUAGAGUUCAAGCUCCAUUGGUUGAUUCUGUAUCAUGCUAUUGCAAAGUAGACUCUGGUCUAAAAACAGUUGCUGAAGCAAGGAAAUUUGUCCCAGGAUCAAAACUUUGUAUCCAGCCUGAUAUCAAUCCUAAUGCACACAAAAGCAAGAACUCACGUAGGGAGCGGAGCAGAGUACAGCCACCCUUCAUCCCUGGCCUUCCUGAUGAUCUUGCUAUUGCAUGUUUGAUUCGAGUUCCUCGUGCUGAACAUCACAAACUUCGUUUGGUUUGUAAGGGAUGGUCUCGCCUCCUAAAUCGAACCUUCUAUUAUUCUCUUAGAAAAAGCCUGGGAAUGGCUGAAGAGUGGGUUUAUGUCUUUAAGCGAGAUCGUGAUGGAAAGAUCUCAUGGAACGCUUUUGAUCCUGUCUGUCAGCUCUGGCAACCACUUCCACCAGUUCCCAAAGAAUAUUCUGAGGCCCUAGGUUUUGGCUGUGCUGUUCUUAGUGGUUGCCAUCUGUACUUAUUUGGAGGAAAGGAUCCAUUGAAGGGUUCUAUGCGACGGGUCAUCUUUUACAGUGCACGGACAAAUAAAUGGCAUAGGGCACCUGAUAUGCUUCGGAAACGUCAUUUCUUUGGUUCUUGUGUUAUAAAUAACUGCCUUUAUGUGGCUGGAGGGGAAUGUGAAGGAAACCAAAGGACUCUUCGUUCUGCUGAAGUUUAUGAUCCUAACAAGAACCGGUGGAGCUUUAUUUCAGAUAUGAGCACAGCCAUGGUGCCCUUUAUAGGGGUUGUUUAUGAUGGGAAAUGGUUUCUUAAAGGCCUUGGGUCCCACCGUGAAGUCAUGAGCGAAGCCUAUUAUCCUGAAACAAAUGCCUGGACUCCAAUCAGUGCUGGCAUGGUUGCAGGUUGGCGUAACCCAAGCAUCUCUUUAAAUGGACGGCUUUAUGCUUUGGAUUGCCGGGAUGGGUGCAAGCUUAGGAUUUAUGAUGGAGCUACUGACACAUGGAGCAGAUUUAUAGAUAGCAAGAUUCAUAUGGGGAGCUCACGCGCAUUGGAGGCUGCUGCACUUGUUCCACUGAACGGGAAGCUUUGCAUCAUUCGCAACAACAUGAGCAUUAGUCUGGUUGAUGUUUCUAGUCCUGACAGACAAGUUGAAACUAACCCUCACUUGUGGGAAAAUAUUUCUGGGAAAACUGGUCAUUUAAGGACACUUGUCACAAAUAUAUUGUCUAGCAUAGCUGGCCGAAGUGGUCUGAAAAGUCAUAUUGUUCACUGUCAGGUGCUUCAAGCAUGAGGAUCAGAAUUACUUUUGCUCAAGCUUCCCAUACCAUUCUUGCAUUUCUGUUGCUUUGUUGUCAUAGAAUUAUAUUUGCAGUUUCACCUAUUGGGAAUCUGCAUUUUGUGAACCAGAAGGCUACACAUGCUCUCAUUUUGUAGAAAUUGAAUCAAUAGUGACAUGCCUUGGGAGUGAUUCAAGUUACACUUGUCAAGUUAUUUUAUCAUAUUGAGGCUUGAGUUGAGAAGGCGAAAUCAAUGGAUACUCUUGUGGGUGUUUCCGAGAAGCCAACAAGAACAUAUACAGUAAAAUUCUCGUCUACAUUUCUGGUGAGGCAACUAUGGUGACUGGCAACACUCUUCAUGUCAUCGCCCUGUAUUUACGAGGCAAGAAAAGGGUGAUUCGCUAUUGAUUGCAGCAAUAGAAUUAUGAGGCCUUUCGUUCACAUUCAUGAAGAGGGCAGAUACUUGUAAAUCUGUCAAUUUGGAUUAGGGGUGAGUCUGUCUUUGUUUUUUGUGGGCUCUUAUCACAGUUGUAUGUAGUCUUGGAGAUUGAGAUGGUUUAUGAAUGUACAUGGGGUUAAUUAAGAUGAGUCAACUAUAUACUUAUAACAUCUCAGUGGAUAUAAAAAUGUUAGUUUUUGGGUAUUAA
Mangifera indica (mango) is the source of this 2334-nucleotide messenger RNA. Its product is annotated as F-box/kelch-repeat protein At1g55270-like. Lineage: Eukaryota; Viridiplantae; Streptophyta; Magnoliopsida; Sapindales; Anacardiaceae. Gene Ontology annotation, molecular function: protein binding. The transcript has 2 exons. The record is from RefSeq and is a predicted model, not a curated record. Bases 385 to 1701 code for a protein of 438 amino acids.